GCUCGCCACUACGCUGCGGAAAGUGGAGCUCGCGCGUCAGUUCUGGCCGGGCUGCCGUGGUGUGUGCACGUGGGGACUUUGGUCCUGCGGGACCUGGAACUUGUAUUGACUUGACUGGGGUACGCUCACACUCAGAAGCAAAAACACAGCGGUCAUGCUUCCUCACGGCGAAUCACAGACGCAUACCGGCCGUCGGCACAUAAAGAGUGAGCCGGAAGACAGCCUGGUUGACGAAGAUAUUUUGCGUGUGAUUAGAAGUGCAGACAAUUCGUCGACGCCGUACACAGAUGCCACACAGACUAAGAAGCACCCGCUGAACCACAUCAAGCGUCCCAUGAACGCCUUCAUGGUCUGGUCACAAAUCGAGCGCCGUAAGAUCAUCGAGGUCACCCCCGACAUGCACAACGCGGAGAUCUCCAAGGAGCUGGGCCGGCGCUGGAAGCUGCUCAGUGACGCGCAGCGCGCGCCCUUCCACGAGAUCUCCAAGAGGCUCAAAGAGUACCACCAGCGCGAGUUUCCCGACUACAAAUACCGGCCGCGCAAGAAGACGAUCAAGCCCGGUCAGACUAAAACCACCGAGAGGACGCGGUCCAAGGCACGAGCGGUAGCUUCGACAGGCUUCAAGGCGGUGGUGAACAACUCGGGAGCCUCGCGCUCCCGCAUCACACAGACGGCGGGUACCUUCGCGCCGGUCAACCACCAGAGGCUGAAGUUGAAGCUGACAAUCGACAGCAAGUUCAAGGAGAGCGUCAAGGGCAACAAGUCUGGACUGGUAUCGGUGACGCCCCGCUCCCCUGCUGCCACACCGCCUCCGCCUACUCAACAGCGCUCCAAGCGACCCUCCACGCCGGCGAAGCGGCCCUCCACGCCACCGAAGCGGCCGUCGAGCUCCGCCUCGUCCCGCUCGACACGCUCCUCGUCGGCACGCUCCAGUCCGACGGGCGUCCCGACGAGUCCGUCGACGGUGAUGCCCGACUCUCCCGAGUCAGCCACCAUGUUCGACGAGCCGGCGUUCACGGUGAAGACGGAGGCCUCGGACCUGUACGACUUCAUGGUUGGCUCGCCGUCCUCCACUUCGCCCGUCGAUCCGGUCGCCGACGACUCGACGCUGGUGAAGAGCGAGCCUCUGGAUCCACUGCGUGUCGAUCCGGAUGGCUUGGAUGAGUUGCUGCAGCUCAAGGUGGCUGACCUGGUCUCCGACCUCGACAUGCCGCUCGAGUCGUUCGGCGCAGAUCUCGACCUGGACAGUAUGUCAGUGGCCAGCAGCUCCGGCUCGCACCUGGAGUUCAAGUACGACUCGGAUGUGCUCUGCAGCCUGGGGGACUUCCGCGACCCGUGGGCCGACGAGCCGCCCUUCCGCGACCUCGUCAACUGCUGAACGCGGCGUGCGAGUGCGCUGUGGCCGCGCCGCGACGCGCGCGCGCGCGGCACGGCUGUGAGCGGGUGUUGGCGAACCGGUCUGCUUGUUGGAAGAGGCCUUACCUGUGCGUGUGCGAGUGUGUCUGGUUCCCGGGCCGCGCUUCAUCGCUUCCGUUAGCGUUGCGCUGGCAUAUCAAGUCGCGUCAUUGGAUGCCAACUGGGUCUCACUGGGGCACAAGCUAGUCGACAAAGCGCGACGCGGACGGCCCGCCCGUCCUUUUCGCACAGUUCCGUGAACGCCAAAUCAAACCCACUCCAAUAAUUUGGGCAUUCGUGGUGCGCCGCCCGUCCAUGUCAACUUCUCUACCUUCCGAUGCCUUGACACGAUCGCUUGUGCCAUGACUGUACCACAGUUUCCAUAUACGGUAAUAGCCCGCAGUACAAACACCCUCGAUCCCCAGACGAUCUCAGCGCGGCGGAGACGUCCGCCGGCGCACCCGAUCUAGUGGAUGCCACACUGACCUCACGCGCCACACGGAGCUUCCUGUGCGAGAACACGAUGUUUGCUGCAUGUUCGUUCACGCGCCGAGAGUGCGGCGUGGGCGGCGCGGCGGUGACGAGCGCGGCGCACGGCGCUCAGCCACAGGACGCGGCGCUGCGCGCCAUAGUUGUCUACACGCGCUCACCUCACGGGCACGAUCGCCGCGGCGCGCGCCCAACCUCACGCAAUAUGACGACGCGACACGCGCUCCAUGCCAAGUUGGGUUGGAAAAUCAAGUGCAAUCGGUAACUUGCUCAUACUCACGCGCGUCUGAGCCGAGCUGGUGUCUCUGCGCGCCGUUUCACGCCUCCGUCUCCGCCUCUGCGUGGUGCUGGCGCCUGUGGCCGCGCCGCCCCCGCCGCCCGGCUACCUUUUCGCUUUUUAAUGUCUCUCUAGUUGGGGCGCUGGCCGAGUGAGCCCGUCGCCCCCGUCAUUCGGUGUUUUCUCUUGGUGUUAGGUCUAGAUGGUGCUUUGGUGUGAGGGAGAGAGCGAGCGAGAGAGCGAGAGGAAGAGAGAGGGCGGCCCGCGGGCCCAGGGAGCGCCUGGCAAUGGUACACUACGGUUGGACGAUGGGUGGGUCGGCUGUGGCCUGCGGCCGGCGGCGCUGUGCCGGUCGGCCGGCCACCUCGGCGGCCACCCGGCGGGUAGACCGCUCUUACGGUGGGACCGGUGAGCCGCCACCGCGGCCACCGACAGCGCGCGCGUGCUACUUUGUGCUAUUCUUAGCGAACUGUUCUACCGUUUGUUAGUUUAUGUUUGUUGUUUUGUUAUUACCUGUACUUACAUUUUAUCUCUGCAAGUUCUCGUGAGUGGAGAGACGACCACCCGCCCGCUGCGUGGGCUGGGUUCUCGGGCUCAUGUCACCUCGGUUGUACCAUAUUUAUAGUGUGGAGCAAUAUUUUUCAUAAUAUAAAAUGAAAUGAAUGUGCGAGAGGCAAGUCCCAUCUACCCUGGGUAUAUAUACAUAGUCCUGUACAUUUUGUAUGGUAGUUUGUUUACAAAGAAAGAAAUAAAAAACACAUUACAA
This is a messenger RNA of Amphibalanus amphitrite, 2927 nucleotides long. RefSeq names its product transcription factor SOX-4-like. Gene Ontology annotation, biological process: regulation of DNA-templated transcription; cell differentiation; anatomical structure morphogenesis. NCBI's taxonomy places the organism in Eukaryota, Metazoa, Arthropoda, Thecostraca, Balanomorpha, Balanidae. The coding region runs from base 155 to 1378 and encodes 407 amino acids. The transcript is spliced from 2 exons. The record is from RefSeq and is a predicted model, not a curated record. Gene Ontology annotation, molecular function: DNA-binding transcription factor activity, RNA polymerase II-specific; RNA polymerase II cis-regulatory region sequence-specific DNA binding.